UUAUUUCGAAAGUUCUAUUUCCAAGAUGGAGAACAGUAGUGAAAGCAGCUCGAGUUCUGAUGGGGAAAUUAGUUAUGAUAAUCAAGACAGCAGAAGCAGUUUUAGUGCAAAUAUCUUAACUUACAAUACUAACUAUUAUCCGUCUAGACCAUCAAAUUUAAAUAUGUAUGCCAAUGAUGGAAGUUUUCUCGAAAUGUUCAAAAAGAUGCAAGAAGCCUCACAAAAAGAAUGUGAAGCGACUAAGGCUUGUCACAGCCAUAGUAGUGAACAAUCUCAAGAUGGCGAAAAGAAAAAAAAUGAAGAGAGAAAAACUGGACCAACAUUUGUGAGUAAGAGACGUGGUGGAAAAAUCCUUAAAACUGGCAUGGUCAAGAAACUGAAAACUAAUCCUAAGAAGGAGGAAGAAAAACCCACAGAUGCUUGGUCUCGUUACUUGGAAGAGGUGAAGAAGUACAAACAACAUGCAUGUGAAGAUGACAGCAGAAUGAGGCCUUUAGUAAAGUGAAGUGCUUGUUGUGAAGGCAAAAGCAUUUUACAUUAUUGGCUUGAAUUAUUCAGAUAAAAUUAAAUUACGUAUGGAAAGAUAUGCAACUUUUUUUUUUUGCUACACAUUUAAAUUUUCCUUUAACACAGAUAUUGGAAAUUUCAGUGACUCCUUUUCAUUUUGAACUUUUUUCAAAUAAUUACACAACUAUGUGAAAUUUUAACAUUCCUUUACCUGUUUCAAAUAUGUCACCGCAUCAUAUAAAUACUUUUUUGAUAAUUAUGUAUAGUGUAAAUAAAGACUUUUGACUGAUA
This is a messenger RNA of Limulus polyphemus (Atlantic horseshoe crab), 798 nucleotides long. RefSeq lists its product as uncharacterized. The coding region runs from base 26 to 505 and encodes 159 amino acids. Gene Ontology annotation, molecular function: 3'-5' exonuclease activity; 5'-3' exonuclease activity. The record is from RefSeq and is a predicted model, not a curated record. The transcript is spliced from 3 exons. Lineage: Eukaryota; Metazoa; Arthropoda; Merostomata; Xiphosura; Limulidae.